Messenger RNA from Rubroshorea leprosula, 2110 nucleotides. NCBI's taxonomy places the organism in Eukaryota, Viridiplantae, Streptophyta, Magnoliopsida, Malvales, Dipterocarpaceae. The record is from the annotation of a GenBank genome assembly.
CACAGAGGAGCCAACUACUACAUUGUCCAAUCUAGCCUCCACCAAGACCGGCAGGAAAAUACUUUCUUUUUGACGAUUUUUGAGGAAUUUGAAUGAAAAGUUGAGAACUUGAAGAAUGUUAAACCGCUUAGGAUGGUUUUGUGAUUGAAAGAAAGGGAUCUUAUGGAAAACCCAAGAACAAAUACAGACAGCUUGAGCUGUUCUAGCUCGGAUGCCUUGACCACCACUCUCUACAAUUCAAUCCAAGCUCUGGGUCGUGGGUUUGAUGUCACAUCUGACAUAAGGCUUCUAUAUUGCAAGGGGGCUCCUGGGGCGAGGCUGGUUCAGCUUGAUGAAGAUGACGCCGUGGAUCUUGUUGUCUCAGAUGGAGUUGUGGUGCGAAAUGUGCCCACUGAUAUUGAGUUCUCGAGGAGUAAGAGUACCAUCGAGAGAGUGCCGGUUCGCAGUUUUCAUGAGAUGGCAGAAUAUUUUAAUGAGAAAUCUGAUAUAUCAGGGCGUAUUCCACUUGGAAGCUUCAAUUCCAUGUUCAAUUUCACUGGCUCUUGGCAAGUUGAUGCAGCAGCUACAAAAUCCCUUGCAAUGGUUGGAUAUUUCAUGCCACUAUAUAAGGUCAAGUUAGCAAAGCUGAAUUUAGUUCUGCAUGAGGAGAUCAAGCGUGCUGUUCCUUACACUUGGGAUCCUGCAUCUUUGGCUAGUUUCAUUGAAAAUUAUGGUACACAUGUUGUUACUUCUGCGACAGUUGGUGGAAGAGAUGUUGUUUAUUUUAGACAGCACCAAUCAUCUCCUUUGUCAGUAACUGACAUUGAGGACUAUGUCAAAGAUAUUGGAGAACAGAGAUUUAUGGACUUUGCUGGGCCCUUAAAAUAUAAGGAUAAGGAUGUUACAGUCAUUUUUAGGAGGAGAGGAGGUGAUGACCUUGAGCAGAGUCAUGCCAGAUGGGCAGAGACUGUACAGUUUGCACCAGAUGUGAUUAAUAUGACUUUUACACCCAUUGUUUCUCUUCUUGAAGGAGUGCCCAGUAUAAAGCAUUUAGCUCGAGCAAUUGAACUGUACUUGGAAAAUAAGCCACCAAUUGAGGAUUUACAACAUUUUUUGGAUUUCCAAAUUUCUCGAGUAUGGGCACCAGAACAAGGUAAACUUCAAAGGAAGGAGCCUGUAUGUCCAUCCCUUCAGUUCAGCUUGAUGGGUCCCAAGCUGUAUGUUAGCCCAGAUCAGGUCACAGUAGGCCGUAAGCCAGUCACGGGUCUUAGACUUGGCUUAGAGGGAAGCAAGCAGAACAGACUUACAAUUCAUUUGCAGCAUCUAGUGUCUCUUCCCAAAAUCCUACAGCCCCAUUGGGACAUACACAUGGCCAUAGGUGCACCCAAGUGGCAAGGUCCCGAGGAGCAAGACAGCCGAUGGUUUGAGCCCAUCAAGUGGAAGAACUUUUCCCAUGUAAGCACAGCCCCCAUAGAGCACACUGACACUUGCAUCGGAGACCUUUCUGGUGUACACAUUGUCACAGGGGCUCAGCUUGGGGUUUGGGAUUUUGGUUCCAAAAAUGUAUUACAUCUCAAACUCCUCUUCUCCAAAGCACCGGGAUGUACAAUAAGGCGGUCAGUAUGGGAUCAUACUCCAUCCAACCUAACCACUGCACAUAAUUCAGAUGGUUCAUCUUCAUCAACUUCGAACGAGAGAUCUGAUGACAAGAAGGAAGACAGUUCAAGCCACAUUGGAAAACUGGCAAAAAUUUUAGACUUGACUGAAAUGUCGAAGGGACCUCAGGAUAGUCCAGGGCAUUGGCUGGUUACGGGGGCUAAGCUUGGCGUGGACAAGGGGAAGAUAGUAUUGCGGAUAAAGUACUCUUUACUAAAUUAUUGAUUCAUUAUAUCUGUUUUGGUAGGAUAACCCUCUCUUUUUCCACUUGUAAGCAUGAUCAAGCAUUUUUGCACAGGUGAUCAGAGUUCUUUCUUCUGUACAUUGCCCUCUUUUAUUGUCGUUAAUUAUUCCUCACAGGUAUGAUCGUCAAUUUGUUUGUUAUUAUUUGUCUUCAUUUCUUGAAUCCAGUUUCGGUUUUGAUUAUUAGCAAAAAAACGUCUUGUUGUAUAAUAAGUAAAAUAUUUAUUUUUCA